Messenger RNA from Lates calcarifer (barramundi perch), 4644 nucleotides. RefSeq names its product membrane-associated ring finger (C3HC4) 8 (gene marchf8). The record is from RefSeq and is a predicted model, not a curated record. Gene Ontology annotation, biological process: protein polyubiquitination; antigen processing and presentation of peptide antigen via MHC class II; immune response. Gene Ontology annotation, molecular function: zinc ion binding; MHC protein binding; ubiquitin protein ligase activity. Bases 493 to 1290 code for a protein of 265 amino acids. Gene Ontology annotation, cellular component: lysosome; early endosome membrane; late endosome membrane. Lineage: Eukaryota; Metazoa; Chordata; Actinopteri; Centropomidae. The transcript is spliced from 7 exons.
AAUGGGAUUACAGUACCGGAUUGUGUGUGUGGGUGUGUGUGUGUGUGUGUGUGUGUGUGUGAGAGAGAGAGAGCGUGAGUGUGUGUGCAGCUGAGAGGGAGAGCAAGCCUGGACAAGCAGCAGCAGCUCUGCCUCUGUGUUUGUAUGUGUGUGUGAAGAAAAUGUAGGGCAGCCGCUUGUUCACCCUCCCUCUGCCAUCUCUCUCCCUAUCUUUUCCUCUGUCUGUCUUUGUUUCUGCGCUGUGCUGCCGUAGCUGCAGUCGCCACGGUGACGGCUGCCUCGGCUCCACUUCCGUAUUUGCAGAGGCUUGGCUCUCUCCCUCUCUCUCUCUCUCUCUUUCUCUUUCCUUGUCUCGGCUCACAUCGAGGAUUUACUGAGGGGGCAUGUAACCUCCCUGAGGAACCAUUGUCUGCGUGAGGGUGUGUGUGGGUGUAUGUGUGUGUGAUUGUGUGUGUGUGUGACAGAGAGGUGAGGUGACUUCAGGAUCCAGACAUGAAUUCCUGUUGGAAAAUGAAGAUCCAGAAUGAAAAGCCACUGGGUCAUUCUGCAAGCAGGUCCAGCAAUAUAUCAAAGGCGGGGAGUCCGACUUCUGUUAACGCUCCAUGCAGUUUCUCCAGGACGUCAGUUUCUCCCUCCAGCCAGGACAUCUGCAGGAUUUGUCACUGUGAAGGGGAUGACGAGAGUCCUCUGAUCACACCAUGCCACUGCACGGGGAGCCUGCGCUUCGUCCACCAGGCCUGUCUACAGCAAUGGAUCAAGAGCUCCGACACUCGCUGCUGUGAGCUCUGUAAAUAUGAGUUCAUCAUGGAGACCAAGCUCAAACCACUUCGUAAGUGGGAGAAGCUACAGAUGACGGCGAGCGAGAGAAGGAAGAUCAUGUGUUCGGUCACCUUCCAUGUCAUCGCCAUCACCUGCGUGGUGUGGUCGCUCUAUGUUCUCAUCGACAGAACGGCAGAGGAAAUCAAACAAGCCGGAAAAAUCCCAGGGAUCCUGGAAUGGCCUUUCUGGACCAAACUGGUGGUAGUGGCCAUCGGCUUCACGGGUGGACUGGUGUUCAUGUACGUCCAGUGCAAAGUCUACAUCCAUCUAUGGAGGAGACUCAAGGCUUACAACCGGGUCAUAUACGUCCAGAACCGGCCAGACACGUGUAAAAAGCUGGUGCUGGAGAAGCCACCUCUUAUGGAGCCGAGCCUGGAGAACAAGGAGGCUCUGGCCCCCACACAGUCAGACACAAACUCCUCCCAGUACACAGAGACAGAAGACUACAGUAUGGAGGUGCUUCAUGUCUGACCACUCGGUCCAUGCCAUUGGUUGUCCUACUCAAACCACACACACAAAAAACAUGCCCACAGUGACUGAGGAGCGACCAGACACUCCCCGUCCUCUGGUCCCAGACUGAUCCACUGUCUUCAUCUGGUCAUUUUAUGUUUCCAGAACUCCUUCCACAGAGACAGAUGGACCAUGACGAUCUUCUGCUAGCCACAUCUCUCCCAUCAGACCUUAUUCCUCCAUCCACCUGUACCCUUGCCUCUUUCUUUUUCCUGGACUGGACUGUUUUUACUGACUUCUGUAAAUGUCUGAAGAGGCCUGGAGCAUACUAAAUACACACACACACACACACACACACACACACACACACACAUUCACACACACUCACACACGCACACACUUACACACUUACACACUCUUGUAUGUACACCUCUGGGAGAGCAGGACUGAGAGAAAUAGACUCAUAAACGGCUCCGGAGGUUUACACAUCUCUGAUGCGUGGUUUGUUUGCUUGUGGGUUUGUUAGAUUUGCUCGUUUUUACCUCCUGUGAGUCUUGGGCUAACACCUCCGUGGAUCAGUAUGUAGCGCCGCGCAUCGGAUCUCGAUCUGGAACAUUCCAGCCACUGCCAUCUCUGUUGCUGUGGUCUGUCAAGUCUGCGCUGGUCUGGAUCGGACCAGGCCUUGAUCGGGACAUGCAUCGAAGCACUUUUGUUUUUUAGUUCCCUCUCCCUAGUUCCUCUUUUUUUUUUUCUUUAAUAUGAAUUGAAUUAAGUCUUAUAUGUUGCACAUGGAGGAGAGCACACUCAAACAAACUUGGAAAUGUUGAUUUCCUGUUUUAUUUGAUGUUGCAUUUCUUCAUACGCACAUAUACAUAUAUAUAUAUAUAUAUAAACCCUCCAAUGGAUGACAAAAAAAGGAAUUGGGGUUAAAAAAUGGAAUCAUGAAAGAGACAAUUGGGUGUUUAAGUCAAAACAGAAAAAAUGGGUUUUGACUAUGCCAUGUCUCUUAGCAGAUAGGGGAAAAUCCAGCCACAUGACUUCUCUACCCCAACAUGAACUUUCUGAAGGCUUUGAGAAUGUAAACUUUUUAAAAAAUGUUUAAAAAAAAAUAAAUAAAUAAAAGAUAAAAAAACAAGAUUUUUUUACUGGUCACAGGAAAUUGCAAGAAAAUUUCCAUGUCCGUAACGAGAGCCUUCGGGCAUAAACAUUGUCGUUCAUGUUUUUCUAUCAUGCGAAUGACACAGUAUUUACAGUGUGAUAUUCCAUGUGCAGUUUUUAAUAUGUUGAUUUGUUUGCUUAGUCAUGGGAUAUGCCUUGAGAAAUCUGCAGCUGCCUAUUUUCAGUCUGUCCUCCCAUCGCUUCCACUGUGCAGGCAGUGCAUUAAUUGAUCCCAAAUAAACAGUGUGGAUUUUUUAAAAAUCAGGCAGACUGCUCAAAAUAAUCUUUAGGCUAAUUUUUGCUCUGCACAUCAAAACCCGCAUAUUUACAAUCCACUUCUUUGGUUAUGUUAACACACUUUAAGCACAGAGGCUAAGGUGCUGAGCUUACUGAGCAUCUCAGAUGUGCAGAAAUCUCAGUUUCAGUGAAAGUGUCUUGUUUCUUCUUUCUAGAGUUUCUCACAGGGUGGAGGAUGUCUAUUUUGGUAUUAACCACAAGACAGCCAGCAUGUUCUAGCUCAUUUGAUAAAGUGUUUUUCCUCACAUCUGGCCUGAUGUGGUUCACAUGAGACAAAUUGUUCCACCAUUUUUAUAUCAACACAACAUUUUCACUGUAGGUCAUCACAUUCAUCAACAAACACAUUAUUUUGCAAUAAAAGAAAUGCAAUACGUUCAUAUGUUUGCUACCUGUGACAGAUACUUAGUAAGCGGCAUCACUCAUCGAUGAGCUGACUCUACUGCCACCUGCUGGUGUGAAGCUGAAGGUGCAGUCUGAGGCAGGCAGCAGCUGAUUUCUGAGGGCGACCUGUUUAUUGGGGCUUACAGUCAUUGUAAGUGCUUUUGUGUACGUGGGAGCACAGCGAUGCCAGGCUCAUGUUGAGCCUCACAGCCAUUCCAGCAACUCACACAUUUUUUUUAAAAAAAAAACCUGUCUUUGAUACCAGUAUACUGUCUGUGAACAACGAUGGUCCAACUACAUACCUGACAAUUACUGCUCAGCAGCAGCAAUAAAUGAAAUCAGCGCUUUGGUUUUUUUUGCAUACCGUACUUGUGUAUAUGCCCCAUGGUGACUUGAGAUCUGAAGUCUAAUAUAAUUUUAAUACGUAAUAUGAGCCAAGGGAGUUGUUGUGUGUCAAGUUGGAUUAAGACUUAGUUAUGAGAAGCGUCUCUGAAACUUCAAAAACCCACGAGGCUCAGUGCAAUUAGACAGAUAAAAAGUGCAAUUACCCUUUUGUUGUUAUUCUGUUCUAUAGUUAUGUACUGGUGUUUAAUGUCCAGGGUAUCCUCUGGGUAUAAAAAGAUUAUUUCUUCAUUUUGUGUUGUAUUUAUUUUUAAAAGAAAACAGAGUACAAUUUGUUCAUUGAAAAACCCCUUUCAUUAGUAAUUUUAUGCAACUUACACUUAGUCUUUUUUUUCCCAGGCAUAAAAACCAGAGAAUCACUUCCACUCUUUGUUUUGCACAGAUUUGUCAUUUAGAUAUUAGUAUUGUAAAAAGCUUAAUGUGAGUAUCUGCUCCUCCUCCUCGCUUUUUUAAAUUGCUUGUUGAAUUUUGUUUUAAAUAUGCAGAAUAUAGACAUUAACCACAGCAUUACAUGUUUUUCCACAUGAAAACAACAUGGAGUAUUCAGAUGCACAGUUUCCUUGUGAUGGAUUAAAGAUGUGCUGUGGAUUGUGCUCUUUGUUUUUUUUUUUUUUGUUUUUUUUACUUUCUACUCAUAGGAGCUGGCUCCUUUCAUGAAGUGUGAGACAGAGGUUUUGAUGUAGUCCUGAUGAAGAUUGAGGCCACUUUAGGAUGCUUUUACAAGCAGGCAUGUUUCUUUCUGAGCUUUUUUUCCCCCCUUUCUUUCUUUUCUUUCUCUAUCACCACUUCACAAUCCCACUGAGCAGGAUAUGUACUGAGAGGGAAAGGCACUUUCUCAGCCCAUUGAGUCUCGAUUUUUCUGUCUCUUACAUUUUAUCAUGUCUGGGAAUAGUGUAACUUGCAUAAAGCUACAUUUGUUUACUACUGACUGGACUUGAACAUAUAUGACUGUUCCCCUGUCUUAUGAUAUCAUUCCACAAGUUUGUCUGUGAAUUUUCUUUGGAAUAGUAACUGUAAAGAAUUUGGUAAAAGUACUUUUUAAGAAAAUAUUGAUGUGUUUUCAGUUUAAUUUCCCAUGUUUGAACAAAGUAUGUAGAAUUAAAAAGAUCAACCAAAUAAAAAUUAAGUUACUUUUAA